CUAACAACAUCAAUGAACAACUCAAGUUCCAUUGAUGUGUAACUUCAGCGAGAAUGUCUCAUAUAGGCUCGUCCUCUGCAUCCUCAACACUGUACAUCAACUGAGAGUGCAGAAAUGGACGGUGCACCAGGGAAGCUGCAGUAUUGGAGGCUUUAUCUGCUGUCAGUGGUUUUGGGAAUUGGAGGAUCGUUUCAAUAUGGGAUACAAGUUUCCGUCAUUGCUUCUCCAGCAGUGCAUGUUCAGAGUUUCGUGAACCACACGUGGUUGUCAAGAUACGGCGCUCCUGUGGACGAUUCUACAAACCAGCUCAUGUGGUCCUUCAUCGUGGCUGUGUUGAGUCUUGGAGCAUGGGCUGGAGCUGUUCACAGUGGUAGCCUUCCUGUCACUUAUGGCCGGAAAAAAGCUCUGUUGUUCAACAACAUUGUGGCGAUUGUCGCUGCUCUUCUCAUGCUCUUCAGUCGCAUGGCCAAAUCAUUUGAGAUGAUUUUCUUGGGAAGAUUUCUGUACGGGUAUAAUGUGGGUCUUGGCCUAAGUGUACACCUCAUGUACCUUGGCGAAUGUUCUCCAAAGAAACUCAGAGGUUUCCUGACUCUAACCAGCUCAAUCUUCAUCGGAUUUGGAAAGAUAACGGGUCAAAUAAUUGGCAUCAAGGAGAUGAUGGGUACAGAAGAUAUGUGGCCGUACCUCCUAGCUAUAAGUGGUAUUCCUGCCAUCCUGCAGUUUGUAACCCUGCUUUUCUUCCCUGAAGCCCCUCGCUACCUUUACAUUGACAAAGGAGACACUCAAGGCAGUGAAAAAGCCUUGCAGUGGCUGUGGCAGGAGCACAACUUAAAGCUGGAGUUAGAGGACAUGCAGAAAGAGAGAGAGAGCACACAGGGAGAGAAGAAGAAGACGGUGAAGGACGUUCUCACCUCGCGCUGUGUGAGGUGGCAGCUGCUGACUCUGGCCAUCCCCUGUGCUGGUGUUCAGUUCUGUGGCAUCAACGCUCUGUAUUUCUACGCCUUUGACAUAUUUCGUGAGUCAGGAGUGCCAGAGGACCAAAUGCAUUACUUUGCCAUCGGUAUCGGAGCAACAGAGCUCAUCACUGUCACAUUGUGUUCUUUCCUGAUAGAUCGUGCGGGCAGAAAGAAGCUGAUGGGUUAUGGCUAUCUGCUGAUGGGUGUCACCAUGUCUGUGCUGACCGCCAUGCUGUCCAUAAAGGAUCUGAAUACAUGGAUCCCAUAUGUGAACAUCGCUCUGAUCUUCUGUGUGAUCUGCAUUUAUGGACUUGGACCUUCUGGAGUGUCUAUGGCCCUUCCCGCCGACCUCUUCCUACAAGCCUGGCGUCCUUCUGCGUACGUCAUCAGUGGGACCAUCAACUGGCUGGGCAUGUUCCUUGUGGGGAUGUCAUUUGGCUUCAUUGUGGAAGGACUUGGGCAGUUCUGCUUCCUUAUUUUUGUGGCCUACUCCAUUUUCAGUGCAGCGUUUCUGUUAUAUUUCAUCCCAGAGACCAAAGGAAAGACGAUGGUGGAGAUAAUGGAGGACUUCAAUAAACUGAACUACAAGAACAGGGCUGCUGACACUGAAAAGACAGACAUUACUCUUGCAACUAAACUUUAACUUUUUUCCUUAGAAAAUACUUUACUUCCUCAUUCAGGCAGUCUAAGCUAUGAAAGAGCAUCUCAAGAAGCCUUAUUGUCUUAUUUAAACAUAAAUGUAUUUAUUUCUGUGGCAGUAUAAGCAGCUUACAGAUCUAUAAAAAAAUCCUUAACACAAGAGACCCGGAAAUUUGUAUUUAUAGUAAAUUAUAUAGACAUGAAAAAUCAAAACAUUUAAUUUAACCUCAAUGCCAUUUCCUGUUCUAUAGCUUCCAUGGAGAAUUACACCAUGUACCUGUUCUCUUAUU
Labrus mixtus (cuckoo wrasse) is the source of this 1885-nucleotide messenger RNA. RefSeq names its product solute carrier family 2, facilitated glucose transporter member 11-like. Bases 115 to 1599 code for a protein of 494 amino acids. The record is from RefSeq and is a predicted model, not a curated record. Gene Ontology annotation, biological process: monosaccharide transmembrane transport. NCBI's taxonomy places the organism in Eukaryota, Metazoa, Chordata, Actinopteri, Labriformes, Labridae. Gene Ontology annotation, molecular function: hexose transmembrane transporter activity. The transcript has 12 exons. Gene Ontology annotation, cellular component: membrane.